This is a messenger RNA of Wickerhamiella sorbophila, 438 nucleotides long. RefSeq lists its product as hypothetical. The transcript has a single exon. Lineage: Eukaryota; Fungi; Ascomycota; Dipodascomycetes; Dipodascales; Trichomonascaceae. The coding region runs from base 1 to 438 and encodes 145 amino acids. The record is from RefSeq and is a predicted model, not a curated record.
AUGUUAUUUGCCCUGUGGAAGACCGGCAAAACCAAAAAGAGCUACUCACUCGUCCAACAAGCUCGGAAAAGAGUCCAGAAUGCCAAGUCCAAGCUUCUGCAAAUUCUAAAUGAGCAGGUCGAGUGGCUACAAAACUUGGGCGAAAGUAGCAAAACUAAAUACAGCGAGAAAGACCUUGCUAAAAUGCUGCUGGCAGUUGGAAAUUACAGACAGUAUUUGAAGCUCAACCCAUCGAAAGUAGGCAAGUUGGAAAGGGCCUUGUUACAAUACUUGGCAAGUGGGGAUCCUCAGAAACCAAGUUUCUCCAACAUAUGCUCUAAACUAUACAAAGAGCUCGCAGAAUUAGAUGUAACAAGCCCUAUGGUAUCGGUAAAACACAAUGAGCUUUUGAACACCUAUGUCUAUCUGUUGGUACGCAUUGAUGCCUGCAGAGGUUAG